This is a messenger RNA of Gastrolobium bilobum, 2007 nucleotides long. RefSeq names its product probable metal-nicotianamine transporter YSL7. NCBI's taxonomy places the organism in Eukaryota, Viridiplantae, Streptophyta, Magnoliopsida, Fabales, Fabaceae. Bases 1 to 2007 code for a protein of 668 amino acids. The transcript has 6 exons. The record is from RefSeq and is a predicted model, not a curated record. Gene Ontology annotation, molecular function: oligopeptide transmembrane transporter activity. Gene Ontology annotation, cellular component: membrane.
AUGGAAGAGAAUGACUUGGAGGGAGAAGUGAGUACUUUAAAGAACACAUGGGUUCCAACAUGGACAAAACAGAUAACAAUAAGGUCCUUAGUGACAAGCUUUAUCCUAGGCACCCUCUUCAACUUCAUUAUUUGUAGACUCAGUUACACCUCAGGACUCACACCAAACCUCAAUGUCCCUGUGGGGUUGUUGGGGUUUACGGUCAUUAAGUACUACACAGCAUUGCUCAACAAGUGUGGCCUCCUCAAGCAGCCAUUCACUCGCCAAGAGAACACUCUGAUCCAAACCUGCAUCUUUGCCUCCUCUGGAAUUGCAUUUAGUAGUGGCACUGGAAGUUAUCUAUUUGGGAUGAGUCCAUAUAUCACUGCAAAAGAUCAUGUAGAGGACACACCAAUCAAUAGAAAGAGACUCUCCCUUGGCUGGAUGUUUGGUUUCAUCUUUGCCAUUAGCUUUGUUGGCUUGUUCUUUAUUUUGCCUCUAAGAAAGGUUAUGAUUUUGAAGUACAAGCUACCAUACCGUAGUAGAACUGCCACAGCUCACCUCAUCAAUAGCGUACACACACCAACAGGUUCAAAGCUAGCAAAGAAACAAGUUGCUUUGCUCUUCAAAAGCUUUUGUGGAAGCUUUGCGUUUGCUUGUUUUCAAUGGUUUUUUAAAGCAACAAAUGAUUGUGGAUUUAGCAGUUUUCCAACAUUUGGUCUCCAAGCCUAUAAUAAAAGAUUCUAUUUUGAUUUUUCAUCUACCUAUGUUGGAAUUGGAAUGAUCAGCACUUUUAAUGCAAAUGCAUCUUUGCUAAUUGGAGCCAUAAUAUCAUGGGGUAUUCUAUGGCCCUGGAUUGACCGCAAGAAAGGCACAUGGUAUAGUGAAGACCUACCUCCCAACAGUUUAGAUGGCAUGCAAGGAUACAAGGUCUACAUUGCUAUUGCUAUGAUACUUGGUGAUGGCUUUUACCAAUGCAUCUACAUGCUAUUACGAAUCACCUAUAGUCUUAGCACACAGUACUUGAAGGAUAAAAACUCAUCCUCUGUAAACCCUGAAAUUGUUCAUCAAAACUCAAAUGUAGAUUAUGAUGAUCAGUGUCGAAAGGAGUAUUUCUUGAAAGAUGAUAUUCCCAUUUGGGUUGCUAUCACUGGCUAUGUAAUCCUUGCAGUUGUUUCCAUCAUAGUUGUGUCCCAUUACAUUUUCCCUCAACUGAAAUGGUAUCACAUACUUGUUUGUUACCUUAUUGCACCAAUUCUGGCCUUCUUCAAUGCUUAUGGAUGUGGCCUCACAGGUUUGUCUUUGGCCACUAUAUAUGGUGAAGUUGCCAUUAUUAUAUUCAGUUCUUGGGUUGGCAUUGCAAAUGGAGGCAUAAUUGCAGGCCUAGCAUCUUGUGGUGUUAUGAUGAGCUUUGUUUCCACUGCUUCUGUUUUGAUGCAAGACUUCAAAACUGGUUAUCUUACCCUUACAUCUCCACGCUCUAUGUUAUUCAGUGAAGUUUUUGGCACAAUCAUUGGUUGUGUCAUGUCACCUUUGGUCUUCUGGCUUUUCUACAAAGCUUUCCCAAUUGGUGACAAUAAAAGCACUUACCCUUCACCUAAUGGGGAUGUUUACCGUGGGAUUUCACUGCUUGGAGCAAAGGGUUUCUCUUAUCUUCCUAAGAAUUGUCUUAAACUAGCAAUCAUAUUCUUUUGCAUCGCUGUGCUCAUUGAUGUAAUACAUGAUAUGUUGAAGCAUUAUGAAAACAAGUACAAGAUAUAUAGGUAUAUUCCACAGCCCAUGUUCUUGGCUAUCCCAUUCUAUCUUGGUGGAUACUUUACCAUAGACAGGUGCAUUGGGAGCUUGAUUGUUUACCUAUGGGAGAAAAAGAACAAGAAUAAAGCACAACAUUAUGUGCCUGCAAUGGCAUUUGGACUACUCUGUGGCGAUUCUUUAUGGAGUGUUCCAGCUGCAAUACUUUCUCUUGCUGGAACUAAAGCUCCAAUUUGCAUGAAGUUUUUAUCUGGGACAGUGAAUCACAACUCAUAA